Zasmidium cellare ATCC 36951 is the source of this 1395-nucleotide messenger RNA. RefSeq lists its product as uncharacterized. The transcript has a single exon. The coding region runs from base 1 to 1395 and encodes 464 amino acids. The record is from RefSeq and is a predicted model, not a curated record. Lineage: Eukaryota; Fungi; Ascomycota; Dothideomycetes; Mycosphaerellales; Mycosphaerellaceae.
AUGGAAUCCUCUCCUUCAAUCCACACAGAGUCGACCAGGCCGAAACGAUCGAUAUUCCGCUCUGUACCCUUCCAGAUCGUGGUGGCAUGCGGUGUUUCAUUCACAGCUCCGGGCAUGUGGGACGCUCUGGGUGGGCUUGGUGCAGGAGGUGCCGCUGAACCAUACGCCGUCUCUGCAGCGAACGCUUUGGUCUAUGGGCUCUUCGCUGUUGUCUGUGUUGCUGCAGGCGCUAUCAACAACCGCAUUGGACUGAAAUAUGGACUCGCCCUAGGUGCCAUUGGAUACCCGCUGUACGGAGCUGGACUAUACACCAACAACGUCAAUGCCAACACCUGGUUCAUGCUGUUCGGAAGUGCCCUCUGUGGAAUCUCGGCGGGUUUCUUCUGGGCGGCCGAAGCUGCUAUCAUUAUCGGUUAUCCCUCGCCAGGCGAUCGAGCGUUUUAUCUUGCCAUCUGGCAAACGGCGAAAGCAGCUGGACCUAUCGUCGGUGGAGCCAUCAAUCUGGGCUUGAAUGCCAACAGAGAGACCGCAGGCUCCGUCUCGUCGACGACGUACAUCGUCUUCAUUGUGAUUAUGUGCUUAGGCUUACCCAUCGCCCUAUGCCUCUCACCAGCCGACAAAGUCUGGCGCCGAGACGGCACAAAAAUCAUCACCCGCCUAGCCCCCAGCUGGGCCGCCGAAUUCCAAGCCGUCGGCCGACUCUUCCUCAGUCGCAGAAUCCUCCUCCUCCUCCCGGCCUUCUUCAUCAGCUACUUCUACAACGGCUUCAACAGCACCUGGCUCACCACCUACUUCACCGUGCGCGCCCGCGCCUUCUCCAGCUUCUUCACCAACUUCGCCGGCAUCUUCAGCAGCUUCCUCAUCGCCUUCCUCCUCGACAAGCAACGCAUCCCCAUGAACCUCCGCGCCAAAACCGCCUUCAUCGCCAUCGUCACCCUCCUUACCGGCACUUGGAUCUGGGCCACGAUCCUGCAGAAACAAUUCUACGACGCCCCCGAAUCCCCCGUCUUCGACUGGUUCCAAGGCGGUUUCGGCAAGAGCUACGCCCUGGUUUUCUUCUGGCAAUUCGGCGGGCAAGCCUUCCAACAAUUCCUGUACUGGCUCGUAGGGCAGUACGCCACGGAUCUCAGCGAUCUCAGCCAGCACACGGGGAUUUUGAGGGGUACGGAGGCGCUGGGACAGACGGUGGCGUGGGCGAUGCAGUCGGAGGGAAAUGCGAAUCAUUUUGUGAGUAUUGGGCUUAAUUUCGGGAUUACGAUCCUCUGCAUCGUGCCUACGUGGAUUGUGUUGUCAGAGUUGAAGGGGAGUCAUGAGGUGGAGGUGACGGAGCUGGAGCAGGAACAAGACGGUUAUGGGAAUGAGGAUGUGGAUGUUGUUAAAGCUGUUAGGAAGUGA